Molecule: messenger RNA, 8086 nt
Organism: Oenanthe melanoleuca
Lineage: Eukaryota; Metazoa; Chordata; Aves; Passeriformes; Muscicapidae
Gene: CNTRL
Product: centriolin
Exons: 43
Coding region: 518-7348 (2276 amino acids)
Molecular function (GO): protein binding
Source: RefSeq, a predicted model, not a curated record
GCCCCCAGCCCCGACCGGACAAAAUGGCGGCGGGGCGGCCCCGCAGGGAGCGCCCUUAAAGGAGCCGCAGCGCCCGGAGCUCGGCGGGGCGGGCGGCGAUCGCUCGCUCGCUGAGGGGAAGGAGGCGGCGCAGAGGUGCGUUGAGAACCGGUGCCAUUAUUCAGCAGCGCUCCGAGGCCGCCCUGCCCGCCCGUGCCCGGCGGCGAGCGGUGAGGCGGCGUUACCAUGUCAACGCAGUUAUCUUUUUCUGCUUGCAUUAGCUCUUACUGCAGAGUGGGUGAUUUCAAGCUUUGGGAAUAUUUGGAAUCCAAUCCUCUGCCUCUGUCCCUGCUAGCUCUGUUAGCCUGAGCUGAGAGCAUCUCCAGACCUGGCAGACUGUAAACCACAGCCUGCAGGGCAGGAGGAAGAGGAGCUGCAAACACAGAGCUGCUCAAUCAGUGCCUGGGGCUGUGCUGUACAAGGGUGGGAGUAUAAAGUUCUUCCAGGUAUUGCCAUGUGAUACCCAGCAUUUCUGGCAAUGAAGAAAGGCUCUGUAAGGAAAGCCACAGGCAGAAAACCCCAGGCAUCAGCAUCCCAGCUGUCCCAGCCAAUGCCACCUGUCAGUUCAGGUGCCACAUCUGCACAUCUUGGCCAGCAGACACCUCCAGCUGCUCCCAAAAACAUGGAGCAGAGGCUCCAACAAUGGGAUAUUCCAGCAGAAAGUGUUGGAGCUGCUUUUAAAUUUCAGAAAGGUGAAAAUGGUUUUAGCCCAGGGGUUAAGUACAUAACUGAGCCCCUCAUAAAGCGUCUGUCAAAACAGCAAAGUCUGGCAUGUAUAAGCUCACUGAAUCUUUCUUCCCCAAAGGAUGCAGACAAGAAAUUUAAGUACAUAGAAAAUUUGGAAAAGUGCUUUAAACUAGAGGUGCUAAACCUCAGUAACAACCAGAUAGAGAAGAUUGAGAAGUUGGAUAAACUGCUGAAGCUGCGUGAGCUCAACUUGUCUGGCAACAGAAUCAGCAAAAUUGAAGGCAUAGAACAUUUGCAGAACCUACAGAAGCUGAACCUGGCAGGGAAUGAGAUUGAGCACAUUCCUGUGUGGGUAGGGAAGAAGCUGAGAUCCCUGCGCAGCCUGAACUUGAGACAGAAUAAAGUGGCCUCACUCCAUGAUAUAGCUAAACUAAAGCCUCUGCAAGAUCUGACCUCUCUGUUCCUUGCUGAAAACCCAGUUGCAAGUCUGCCUCACUACUGCUUGUACACCAUAUUCCACCUGAGGGCACUGGAAAACCUGGAUGGACAGCCAGUGACAAACCAUGACAGGCAGGAAGCUCUGGAGAGGUUUAAUUUGGAAGAGAUAGAAAGAUUAGAAAGAGAGUUGGAAAACACAAGAAAGGAGAUGGAGAAUGUGAAACUUAGUCAGUCCAAAGUGCUUGAGCAACUUCAGCAACAAGAUGAGCUUAAUAGGUCACUAAAGGAAAAGGCUUUGCAACAGAAACAGAGCCUUGAGGAGCUGCAGAGGGACCUGGGCACUAAAAAUGAGCUGCUGAAGCAGAAGACAGUGGAGCUCACCCGGGCUUGCCAGAAGCAGUAUGAGCUGGAGCAGGAGCUGGCCUUCUACAAGAUCGAUGCAAAAUUUGAGCCCUUAAAUUAUUUUCCCUCAGAGGAGGUUGAACCUGAUAAUGUACCUGGUGAAAGCCCCUACAUUGGCAAGGCCAGGUACAAAAGAAAUAUGUUUAUAAUGGAAGGCUACAUCUCUGACACAGCUCAGCAGCUGCAGGUUGGGCAAAUGCAACAGGAGGAAGAUGAUUCCUGUAGGAAACCCCAGCUGGAAUCACAUCUCCAAAGUCUAGAUAAAAUACUGCAGGAUAAGGAGGAAAAGAUUAAUUCAGCACAAAGAAGAUUAGAAGAACUGCAAAGUGAAAUUGGAGAUGCAGAACAACAAGUGCUGAAAGUAACGGGGGAACUGCAACAACUGGAGGAUGCUCUGGCUCAGAGAAAAAUCUCCCAGGCCAGCAAGGAAGCAAUUGAACAGCAAUUGAGUGAAAAGUUACAAAUCCUGCAGGAGCUUCGCAAGGAAACCUUAGAACUGGAAAAACAAAUAGAAAAACAGAAAAGAGAAAUAGGGAAAAAUCGGAAAGAGCUUGAAGAUUUGCAUAGUUCUCUUGGUUCUGUAAAUCCUGAGGAUCCAAGGCAUGCUCACAUGAAAGCUCAAAAAGCAAGUAAAGAGCAGCACCUUGAUAUAAUGAACAAACACUGCCAGCAGCUGGAGACUCGCCUGGAUCAGAUGCUCUCCAGGAUUGCAAAGGAAACUGAGGAAAUCAAGGAUUUGGAGCAGCAGCUCACUGAUGGUCAAAUAGCAACAAAUGAAGCACUGAAAAGGGAUUUGGAAAGUAUUAUCAUUGGCUUGCAGGAAUACCUGCAAAGUGUGAAGCACCAGGCAGAACAGACCAAUGAGGAGUGUAAGAAGUUGCAGAAGGAAAAAGAAUCUUUGCUGGAAAGAUUGGCAGGUCUGGAGGAGGAAAAAAACAACCUGGAAUUGGUUGCCAUGGAUGCAGAAAAUAUGAGAAAAGAAAUUGCAAUGCUGGAGAGUUCACUGGAGGAACAGAGAGAGCUAAAUGAGUCCCUUCAAGAUGCUCAGGGGAAGGUUAGCACCUACAAGACUGAGCUGGAAGCUCAAUUAAGAGAGAGAGAUGCUGAAGCUGAGCAGCAAAAACAAGAAUUUGAAAGACUGAAACAAAAUAGCCAGAUGGAAUUGUCAGCCCUGCAGGAUAAACUUGAAAAGGAAAGACAACUGUUAGAGAAUGCUCAGAACAAAGCACAAUUGGCAGAAGAGAAGGAACAGCAAAAUUACAAGCUGCUUUUACAGUUCAAGCAAUUGCAGGGAGACAAUAAUUUCUUAAAACAACAGCUUAAAGAUCUCCAGAAUCACCUAAACCAUGCAGUUGGUAACUUAAUUCAUCCUGAGGAUGUCUUGGCUUGUAUGAAUGAACUCAGGCAAAAGCUUAAGACAGGAGCUGGAGAGAUGAACUGUCCAAAUUCAGCUGAUAUUUUAGGGAAAAACCUUGCAAGUCUGCAGAAAGAAUUCAAUGACAUCUUUGCUGAUGCACAGAAGGAAAAAGAGAAAGCAUGGGCUGGACAGAGACAAUUGCAGGAAGAAAUUGUUUCCCAGCAGGAGAAACUGGAACAAAUGCAGGAGAAAUACAAACAGGUUAAAGCUGAAAACAGACAAAAUAAGAACAAGGUCCAUCAGUUAGAGAAUGAAAUUCAACGUUUACAUGAAAAAAUAAAGAGCAUGGAAGAGAUUCAGGGCCUGGCUGAUCAGCAGCUCCAGGAGGCAGAUGAAGAAAAAGAGGCUAUUCUUGCUCAGCUGGAGAAUUUAGAGAAAAGGAAAAAAAUAGAAGAUGCCAGGGCCCAGAUGCAGGUGCUGAGUCUGGAUAAGGAGCUGAAGGAGCUGCAGAGAGAAGUGAUCACCUCAGACAAGCUGGCAGUCACUGAGCUCUCCAUGGCUGCAAACCAGCUCAGGGCUCUGGGGGGGACUGUGCUCAGGAUUAACCAGGAGAGAGCUGAGGAGCUUGAGGAAGCCCAAGAGUUCUGUGCUGAGGCAGCUCGUGCUUCCCAGGCUCUUGCCAAAGCAGAAGCAGAAAUAGAAUUGCUACAACAACUCCUGAAGGAGAAGGAAGAGCAAGUUCUGCAGGAAAUGGAGAAAGCUGGUGAGAAAACUGCUGCAUCAAACACUCAGAAGUUGGAAAUGAAUAAAUUAAGUGAAGCCAUGGAACAGCAAAAAGCAGAGAUUGACCGUUUGAAAUGGCUGUUGGAUAAUAUUGGGACAGGUAACAAAGAUGAAAUUGAGGCCUUACAGGAUGAAAUUGCAGCUCUCAGAAAUGUGCUCUCACAGCAGAAUGAUCACAGCACCAGUCCAGCAGAGCCCCUGAAAAGAGGGGGAUACUGGUGCUACCUGCCAUCAUCACAGGCUUCAACUCCUGCUUCCCAGAGCACCAAAGACUCUGGAGUGUGUUUGGGGUGCUCUGGCACAUCCCCAGCCAGGAGAGGGGAUGCUCAGGACAGGCCAUGUGGGAGGGAGGACGUGCCCAGCCAAGGAUGUUGGGUUUAUUCACCAGUCAAAAAUAGGUUGUACAAAGCAAAUUCUGGCAAAGAUAGAAGAGCAAAAGAAGAUGGUGAAGGAAAUGCAGGCUCUCCUGUCCCUGGAGCCUCUGCCUUUGUCCCACCCCCAGGCACAGUUAUUUACACAGCCCUUCCAGAUGGGGCCCCUGCACCUCAGGGUGUGGGGGUUUAUGGCCCUCCUCCUGCAGCAGCCACUGGAGCUCCAAUUGCUCCUGGGUCCAUCAUCCAUGGCCCCCCUCCUCUGGGAUCCCAGGUGGUUUAUGGGCCUCUGCCUCCAAACUUCACAGUGCCACUCAUUCCCCUGGGAGUGCUCCACUGCAACGUGCCUGGGCAUCAGGAUCUGAAGAGUGAAGUCUCAAGGCUGGAAGACACUGUGUGCUAUUUAAGGUCUCAGAAAUACAAAGAGAAAUGCUCGGAGGCAGCUGAGCAGAAAUACAAAAAGGAGGUGGAAAGAUUGCUUGGAAAUGUUGAAGAGCUGGAGCAGGAGAGAGAGGAGCUGCAGUGUGAGGUGGCAGAGCUGCGCCGGGCGGCUCAGAAACGGAGCACACGCAGGGACUUCAUUGAUGGCUACACCGAGAGCUUCCUUGCAGAGCUGCAGCUGGAGAAGUCCCUGCAGCAGCAGGAAGAUGUUGCAGAGGAGAUUGAAUGUGCAGAGAAGACUCUCCUGAAACGCAGGGCUGAGCUCAGGGAGGCUGACAGGCUUCUCACAGAGGCUCAGGUGGAGCUUGAGAGCACCCGGGGCAAGACUAAAGAGGCCCUGCAGAAGUACAAUCGUGCCAAACAUCAUUUGUCCUGCACUGAAAUGGAGGCAGAGGAGCUGGAGCAGAGGGCUCAGGAAACAGCCACCAAAAUUGUGAAAGCAGCUCAGCAGCUCAGGUUGUUACAGACAGACACAAGGGGUUUGGAACAGCUGAAGAGGGAACAAGAAGGUAUUUUGAAGGAACUCAACAAAAUGGUGGCUGCAAGAAACUCUGAGUUGCAGUCAUUAAACCAGAAGAUAGAAAUGCUCACUGAAAGCCUCCAGAAGCUCCAAGGAGAUAUUCGACUUGCAGAAGGUAAUGAGGGUCAGCAUCUCCAAAUCAUCAGAGAAGCAGAAAACCUUGUUCAGGGCAAGAAAACUGAACUGGAAACAUUGAAAGAGCAGAUUUCUGCUCAGCAGCAAGAGCUCUUAUUCCUGGAGCAGCAGGUGGCUCAAAGAACAGAAGAGCUCCAUGGCCUUCAGGAGUGCAUUUCCCAAAGGGAAGGUGACCUCAAAGAAGCUCUUCGAGAUGGAGAGACUGAAGCACAUGAAAAACUUUGCCAGAUAAGGGAAAUAAAAGUGCUUCUGGAAGAGCUCAGUGUUGAGAGGGAUGAACUGGAUGUCCAGCUGAAUGAGAGGAGAGCACAGCUUUCAGUCCUAAAGAAGGAUAUUAGAAAAGAGGAGGAAAAUCUUCAAGGAAUACUUGGGCAAAUCACCAAGCAUAAGAUGGAACUGAAACAUGUGCUGGAAAUCCUGGAGCUUGAGAAGAAUGAGCUGGAAGGUUUGAAACUCCAACAUGAGCAGAAGGUCACUGAGCUGGAGAAGACCCAGGUGGCUGUUCUAGAGGAGAAGUUAAAACUGGAGGAUAUUCAGAGAUUACUUCAGUGUCAGCAAGGGGAGGUGGAUUGGCAGGAGCAGCUCCUCAGGAAGGACCGUGAGGAGAACGAGCAGCUGGGCUCUCACCUGAGAGCUCUGCAAAACAACAUCCAGGCUCUGAGCAGGGAGAAGGAGAAGCUGGAAGAGGACUCCAGGAGUCUGGAGAAGAAGUUGUCACAAACCAAAAGAGACUUAACUGCUGCUGAAGACAGCAGCAGAACUGCCCUGUCCAAAAUGGAAAAUGUGGAAUUGGAUGUUAAGAGCCUGCAGCAGGAGGUGGAGCUACUGAACAAGCAGAAGAAAUCACUGAAUGCAGAGAUCGUUGCUGUCCAGGAGGAUCUUCAAGGGAAAAAGGAAGAGCUGGAAGCACUGAAAGGAGAGCUGAAUGACUCGAGGCAGCACCUUCACCUUGUGGAACAGGAUUUGAAAAACAACUCCAGGCAGCAGGAGGAGCUGCUGAGAGAGCAGGCAGCCCUGAAGGAAGAGAUCCGAGGGUAUUUCAGGAAACGGAAGGAAUGCAGGGAGAGGCACAAGAAGAGGCAGAACCAACUGCAGCAGCUCCAGAAAAAGAUUGAAGAGAAGGAAACAGAACUCGCCCAACAGGAAGUGGUUCUUCAUCGCCUCAAGCAAAACUCAGAGCGUGAAGGGAAAAAACUGGAAGAAUGUGCAGCUAAAAUGAAGGAUCAGAAAAUCCUAUUGGAAAAGGAACUAGCAGAUCAACACAAGAAACUGGAGCAGGCAACAGCUAAAGUCAAGCUGGCAGAAGAGAACCUUGGGAAGCUGGAAAAGGAGGAGUCCCAGUGUGCAGCUCUUGAGGAAACCAUCAGGAAAAGCAAACAUCAGCUCUCAGAAAAAGAAUUACAGUUACAACAAAAAGACAGAGCAAUACAGUGUCUUCAGAAAGAACUGGAGCUCUGCAAGUGUGAGCUAAAGCAGCUUCAAGGUCAGAUAGUGUCAGAGAGAAGAGAAGCAGAAAAACAAAGAGAAGCACAGAAAAUGCAAAGGAUGGAGCUUGAAAGCAAACUGCAAGUUAAAACCCGAGACCUGGAAGAAAGACAAAAGGAAAUGGAGAGUGCAGCAACCUUGCUUAAUCUGGAGGUUGAAAAUGAAAUUAGGACAGAGUUUAAAUCUUCAUGCUCAUCUCCAGACCUUUUGGAAGAUUUGGAAGCAUCAUUUGAAGGAAAGAGGAGUGUGCAGAGUGAGUGUGAUAACUCAGAGAUGGCUUCCUUCACUGCUCCUGACAGACAGCUCCUCUCCUUGGAAGAAAAGUUCAAUAUUUCUGGAAUCUUCUUACUGGAUGAGCAGUGGCGGGGAGAGGCGCUCCGGGAGAGGCUGCAGCAGCACGAGGACCGGCUCAAGGCCCAGCUGCGGUGCUGCCUGGCCAAGCAGGCCCAGGUGCUGCUGCAGGGGAAGCGGCAGACGGCCGGCAGCCUGCACAGCCUGCAGCGCCAGCUCCAGGUGCUGGAUGACCUGGUCAGCAGCCCUGCUUCAGACUCCUUCUUCCUGCCCAGCAGCCCCAGCCUGGGCUCUCUUCACAGUGCUCUGAGUGGAGCAAAAGCUCAGGUCCCCAGCAGCCCCAGAAGUGCUCUGGGAUCCCCAGUGCUGCGUUCCAGCUCACAGGGAAUCUCUCAGUGAAGGCCAGAGGUGAGAUGUGGCUUCAGGCCAGUUCCAACCUCCCAGGAACAUGAGUGGCUUCACAGACCACACUGUCCCUUCCCAGUGACAGCAUUCCUGGGACUGGUGUCCCUUCUUAUGUUUGUGUGUUGUCCAGAAUCUGGCUGAGAGCUGCUGGGAGCUCUCCUGGGACCUGGAGUUACUGCUGCAGAAAUUGUUGCCCUCUCUGCUCUUUCAGAAACUUUCCUAGUUCAGGUGUUCAGCCCCAUGGCUGAACCUCUGGGACAGCUGGUUCCACCCCAGCCUGGUACAAAAGUGUUUUUUUAUAAUGGUUUAAGGUACAAAUGUUACUUGAAAAGCGGCUUCACUUCAAAAGCAAAGCCCAAAGCACAUCCACAGCUUGGAAGGGGUGCUCAGGUGCCACCUCUGAAGAGUUCUCCUACCUCACUGGGUGAGCCUUGUCUGAAAAGGCCUUUGCCACCCCUCACAAACAGCUGCUGCAAGGCCUGUACUGUGAAGAUUUUGUACAAUUGACAACAGGUUUACAUAUAUAACUUGGUUUGUUUUUUUAAAAAAAAAUUUAAAUGUGUAUUUAAACAUGUCCAAACCAACCUCCUAUUUAAGUGCUCAACUGGUGGCCAGUUUCCACUUUAAAGAAACCUUGUUACAAGGCCUGAUCUGUUGCCAAAUGCAUGGAGGUUUAAAUACAAUUAUUUUGGAUACUUCCUUAAAAUAAACUUUUGUGAUUGAUGCUUUUUA